AACGAAUUCGCAAACCUGCUAAUCGCUACCCCCGCUUUCCGUAAAUUGCCGAAGAUUGCAUCAUCCUCGGGGAGGAAAAAAAUACAAUUGAGUUGGUUGGCUUCGUGACGUCGAAGCGAAUGGCACCUCCCUCUAGCCCUGCGCGGCCGCCAUCUUGAGUCUGUAUCCAGUAUCUGCGCCACGAUACACGGAAUCACCUUCUCCCAGGGACUAGCACCCCCAAAUCCCCUCCUCUUAUACCCCAAGCCCAUCUGGCCCUAUAUCAACAACACUCCCUUCCUACCCACUACAUCCCAACCACCUCCCGUCUCCACUAUCCAGCUUUAGCGCAAAACCCCAAAAAGGGGCUUUUUUCAGAACACCCCCACCCUCCCCAAAUACCCUUCCCUCAUGCAACCUGCUUGAAGUUGUACUGUGAAAACAAGUGGAUUGGUAAAGGAGCGCAAAACAACUACACAUUCCCCCUUUCAUUUAGAUGGGCUUCAGAUGGCGGAGGGCGCUUCAUGUUUAAAGGGACCACUAAACGCAUCAAAACUCAUAUUGUCACCCCAAAGUACAGAUAAUUAAUGGUAUUAUGGCCGUCGAAGGCACCAGUGUCCAUGAAUCCUCCUCCCCAACAUCAAACCAUGAAAAUCAACACAACCUCCUCUUCCUCCCUGCCGAAAGCAGGGAGGAUGGUGAGCUGGAAGAAGGAGAGCUUGAGGAUGAUGGGGGAGAGGAUGGAGCCCGUGAUCUCUCAGAGGCCCAGGCUCCACAAGAGAAGAUUGAGAAGCAUUACAGUGAUUCUGAUGACGAGAAGGCACAUCGCAAGAUGAAGAGGAAGCGACGAAAGGAAAAAGAGAAAAGGCGCUCUAAGAAAAAAAGGAAAUCCAAACACAAGCGUCAUGCAUCCUCUAGUGAAGACUUUUCAGACUAUAGCAAUGAAUCAGACUUCAGCCCAAGUGAAAAGGGCCACAGGAAGUAUCGUGAAUAUAGCCCCUCUUACCCUCCGCCUCAUCAGCAGUACCCCCCACCACCACAGCACAAUGCCCCACCCCCUAAGAAAUACCCUAAAAUGGAUAGCAAAGGCUAUGGGAUGUAUGAUGAUUAUGAAAAUGACCAUUAUGGCGAGUAUGAGGGAGAUGAGGGGGAAGAUAUGGGCAAGGAAGAUUAUGAUGACUUUGCCAAGGAACUGAACCAAUACAGAAGAGCCAAAGAAGGAAGUCAUCGUGGCAGAGGCAUUAGAGGUAGAGGAAGAUUUAUGAGAGGCAGAGUACGUGGGAUGAUGCGUGGAAGAGGUUUUAGGGGUAGAGGUGGGAGAGGAAGAGGAUUUCCAGGAGAUGAUCAUCCUGAUGAAGAGGAGAUGUAUGAUGAAGAAAUGGAGUACUGUGAAGAGGAAGCAAUGGAAGAUGAAGAGUAUGAUGAUUACUCCAAGGAACUUAACCAGUAUCGGAGGGCAAAAGAGGGCAGAGGUCGAGGGUUUUUUAGAGGCCGCGGUCGGGGCCCACGUGGAAGGGGUUACAAAAUCAUGGGAAGAGGAAGAGGCCGUGGCAGAGGAGGGAAAGGAAAUGACGAGGAUGAAUACUAUGAGGAAGAGGGUGAUGGAGGAAUGUAUAGAAAUGAUUAUGAGAAACCACAUCAUCGGGCUGAUAAAAAAGGAAAAGUUGUCUGCAAGUAUUUUGUGGAAGGCCGCUGCACCUGGGGUGAGCACUGCAAUUUUAGCCAUGAUGUGGAUGUUCCCCGCCGACGUGGACUCUGCAAGUUUUAUGUCAGCGGCUACUGUGCUAGAGCAGAAAACUGUCCAUUCAUGCACAAUGAUUUCCCUUGUAAGCUGUAUCAUACCACAGGAAAUUGCAUUAAUGGUGAGGAUUGUAUGUUUUCUCAUGAGCCCCUGACAGAUGAUACACAAGAGCUUCUGAAUAAGAUAUUGGCUGAAGAUGCUGAAGCUGGAGCAGAAGAUGAAAAGGAUGUUGAAGAGCUAAAGAAGCAAGGAAUCAACCCUCUACCAAAGCCACCUCCAGGAGUAGGACUUCUGCCUACACCAUCCCACUCUCAUGGUGCUCAGAGUUCAACAGGGCCAGCUGCUCCAUCCUCUCCUACUGGUGGUAAUUCUGCUGCAGGUGUGCCAGUGUCUGGUGGACCAAUACCCGGCAGUCCUGUCCCUGAUGUUCCUAUAUCUGGGGGUCCUAUCCCAAGUGGAUCGGUGCCUGAAGCAUCUUUGGUGGGAGCACCACCACCUAGUGGGCCAUUGACUGAAGGUCCCAUUUCAGGUGGCACAGUGCAAGACAAUCCAAUUUCAGAUCUGCAGAUGCCUGUAGGUCCUGUAACAGGUGGCCCAGUUCCUGGAGGUCCUGUUGGACCAUUUCUUGGGGGUCCAAUAGCAGGAGAUCCUAUUUCAUCAGGUUCCAUACCAGAAGGACCUAUGGCUGUUGGACAAAUUAUAGGAGGGCCAUUAUCAGAGGGACCAGUGCCCCCUAUCCAUUGUGUUCCUGGAGAUCCUAUGCAGACAGCUGUCCCAAUGCCACCCAUGCAACCAAGCCCAGAAGGCCUGAUACUACCAAUGGAAGUAGGGCUUGGAGGCCCAAUGCCAGGAAGCCCAGGAUCUAUUGGUGCAGGUGACCUAAUGCCAGGUAGCCCUUUGUCUGGAGGACCACCACCAGGAUCAAUGCCACCUGGUCAGCAGCAACCUAUAGAUCCCCAGAUGUGCCAGAGGAAAAUACCAUCUCUCUUUGAAAUUGUAGUGCGGCCCACUGCACAUUUGGCUCAUAAACUGGGAGUGAGACCACCUGGACCUCCUGGAGGUCCUCCAGGACCACCACCUCCUAGAUUUCCUGGACCCCCAGGCCCUAUCCAUCAUGACAUAGAGAUGGGCAUGGAUGAGAAUAUGCCCAUAAUGCCAUAUGGGCCAGACGAUGGGCCUGAAAUGAUGAAUGAUGGACCACCCGGGCAAGUUUUCUACGAUGACUACUACCAGCACCCACCAAUGGGGAUGGAACAAGAGAUCAUAAGAGAUACAGGUGACUAUGAUGGCUAUGGUGGGAUGCAGGAAGAUCCUGGAGCCCAUAGAUACCAAGAACCUCCUCCAGACCAUGAUCCAGGAGUCGAAGUGGGGACAUCUACUUUCAACAAAGGAAAUAUCCCAGAUUUUCUUCCAUCUGCCCAACGAGCUCUAUAUCUGCGCAUCCAACAGAAGCAGCAGGAAGAUGAAGAACGAGCCAGACGACUUGCAGGUUCCAAUCCGCAGGAAAAAGAAAAUGAAGGUGACACCGGGAACUGGUACUCCAGUGAUGAAGAAGAAGGGGGUAGCAGUGUGACUUCCAUCCUGAAGACUUUGCGACAGCAGUCUUCUAGCCGGCCCUCAGCACAAGCUUCCCCUAGAGAUAGUAGCGCAGGUGGACAGCUUGACCCACGCUUACAAAAGGGCCAGGCUACUACUAGCAGCCGUCCCACUGACCCUCGACUCUCCCGGGACCCACGACUUUCCCGGAACACAGAGCCUAACCCUUCAGAGGCAGGACCCAGUGAUCCUAGGUUAGCUCGACAUGCUUCUCAACCGAAGCAAGACUUACAAGGUAAUAAAGCAGCUGCAGAAGAGGAAGAAGCUGAAAAAGUCUUGCGGGAUAAACCAGUCACCAUACCACUGGAAACUUUGCCAGGGCAGAUGCUGAGGGACCCGCGAUCUCAGUUGCAGCAGUUUAGCCACAUAAAGAAAGAUGUCAGUCUGAACAAGCCAAGCUUUGCUAAGACAAUCUUGUGGAGUCCUGAAGAUCUAAUUCCACUGCCUGUCCCAAAGCAAGAGUUCAUUCCUAUUCCAGCAGCCCUGCAGUCCACGCCAAACCUGGAUCCACGUCUUAACCGACAAACUGCCUCAGCACCUCAAGAUCCACGUCAACGCAUGCCUCCAUCUGAACAACAAACCGCUAAUCCAAACCUACCAGAUUUUGAGCUACUGUCAAGAAUCUUAAAGACUGUCAAUGCUGCCUCGGUUACAACGUCUCCACCAAACCCCCCUGAAAAACCCAGUGAUCCACGAACACGUAAGGCUCCCGCUGAUCCUCGACUGCAGAAAGCUGCAGAACCUUCCCUGCCUUCAAGACCUACAGAGCACAGCCCUCCUCUCUCUGUGUCUCCACUUGCUGAGAGCACCUUGUCUACUGCCCCUUAUGAUCCCCGACUGCUGACAGCAGGGGGAGUAAGCAAAACAAGUAGUCAGAGCAGUGUUCUCAGCGGAAUUAGUCUUUAUGAUCCCAGGACUGGAAACAAACCAUCUGAAGCCUCAUCCAAUGAGGCAUCCUCCAAAGGACUGGACAACAAAAGUGCAAACAAGCCAAAGGAGCCACUGUUUGUUCGGAAGUCUGCACUUGACCAGCCAGAUACUGAAAAACAAACUCCUGAGACUACAGACCGGUACAACAGUUACAAUCGACCACGUACAAAAACAUCAGCUGCAUCUAAUGCACCUGAUAGCAGUCAGCCUGCAGUCCACAAUCUCCCUGUGCCAUCUGUAUAUGGUUUAGUUAAGCAACCUACUAAACCUGGCAGUGGCAGCCCCUUUGCUGGAAACAGCCCAACACAAGACAGUGAACAGGACGCUGGUUCCCUAAAAGAUGUUUUUAAAGGCUUUGACCCUACAGCAUCCCCAUUUUGCCAGUAGCGUUCAGUCUGACAAUGUGCAUUGCAUAUCGUAUUUAAAGGAUUCUCAUACAGUGUUGUUAACAAUGUCUAUUUUUUUUUUUUUUUAUAAUACUCAUUGUGCUGUUGUGUUUUUGUACAUAAAUCCACAACUACUUGUGAGAUGUAAAGCCUCAAAGAUCUGUUUUUAACAAAUAA
Messenger RNA from Xenopus laevis (African clawed frog), 4809 nucleotides. RefSeq names its product zinc finger CCCH-type containing 4 L homeolog (gene zc3h4.L). The record is from RefSeq and is a predicted model, not a curated record. The transcript has 14 exons. Bases 575 to 4633 code for a protein of 1352 amino acids. NCBI's taxonomy places the organism in Eukaryota, Metazoa, Chordata, Amphibia, Anura, Pipidae.